AUGGGCAAACGUGUUACCAAAGACAAGAAGCUUGCAAGCCCCAAGCGGCGCCUGCUCAAGAAGACCAAGUUGGCCGAGAAGAAGGACAAGAAGGGCAAAGAGAAGAAGGAGCAGAAGCCGCCCGCCGCACCCGUGGAGACGACUGCGGUGGUGGCAAAGAGUGAGUGCAGUGAGCCGCAGACUCCCGUGAGCAAGAUCCGCCCCACUCCCUCGCCGACGACAUCCCAGAGGGGGCAUAUCGCGGCGCUCAUGGAAGUGAAGAAGGCAGCCGCUGCCGAAGGCCUGACUGUGGAGCAGUACCUGGCCAGGGAGUCGGCUGAGGACUUGGAGGACCGCCUUGCCGGAGAAACGGGGCUGCAGGACGACGAUGAGUCCGGCGAGGGUUCCUCUGAGCCAGGCUCUGAGGAGGAGGAAUCGGCCGAAGGCUCGGAGGAGCUUCCGGCGUCUUCCGCUUCGGGUUCCGAGAGCGGAGAUGGCGACGGCAGCGAGGCUGCAGUUGAGGACGAAAGCGAGGAUGACGCAUCCUCGGCGACUGAGUCGUUGUCGUCGUCGGACGAGAAGCCUACCAAGAAGCAGAAGACCGAGAAGCACCACAAGACCGAGACGCCGGACAAGCCCGAAAAGAAGACCGAGAAGCCCAACAACCGCGAGAAGAAGACCGAGAAGCCCCACAAGGAGAAGAAGACCGAGAAGCCCCACAAGGAGGAGAAGACCGAGAAGCCCCACAAGGAGGAGAAGACCGAGAAGCCGCACAAGGAGGAGAAGACCGAGAAGCCGUGUGUUACCGAGGAGAAGACCGAGAAGUCAAGCCGCCGCAAGGAGAAGAAAGAGAAGACAGAGAAGCAGGACGCGCUUGUGGCUGUCGAGAAGCUGGCGCCGAGCACCGCGGCCGCGAUCGGCAAGGCCAUGGUUUCUGCCGGGGAGACGACACAGCAGGGUGCUGCUGACUUUGCAAGUACGACACAUAAGAAUGAAUGGGACAAAUUCAGCAGACAAGUUUUGGAUAAGCGCAAGUGCACUACGGCACUUGCAGCGCACGUGGAAAAGAACAAGUUGGAUAUGAGGGCCGAGAACAGUACGCUUGCUAGAAAAGAGCGCCAGGGCCUGAAGAAGCGAGAGAUCGAGAAGAAGAAGGCAAAGGCUUUGAUCGAGAAGCUUCUGAAGAAGAAGAUGUAUGACGAAGACGAGGACUUCCCCGGCGACGAGGAAGAGUAUUUCUUCUACGUGAACGGCGGUUCGAAGAUGCGGCGCGAGGCAAAGACUACCGAGUCGUUGGGCCUGAAGGUGAAGGACACAGCCCCCGAUAAGGGCCUGGUGGACGCCUUGACGAGCGAAGGCGGCAUGCUGGCAUCCGGGGCCCUUCCGGCCAUUGAGGGCAUGAAUGAGGAGGGAUCGAAAAACCUCCUGGACGCCAUGGUGAAGGAGGGUGUGGCCAAGCCGAAGCCGGCAAAGGCCAAGACGGAGGAGGAUGCAGAGAAGAUGGCUCCCAAGGAGCCAUGGGAGUCGCUCUGCCAGGAUCGCAUGAAUGAGAUCUUGAACGAGAGCGGUGCAUCAAGGAAGUACGCGUUAAGCUUGGCACACAUCGAGUACAGUGGGGAUUUGUCUUCCGACCUGCAGAAGCACUCGUCGAAAUUGGAGCGCAUCUACGGGAAACUCCAAGGCCUCAAAAAGGCCCAAGUGAAGAAAAACUCCAAGUACACCAAGUUCUACGACAUCAUCGACGCGAUGCACGCAUGGUAUGAGAAGGCUGAGGCAUCCGCCAAGGGCUUGCUCAAUGGCUUGAACAAGAAGGACAAAAAGAAGAAGGCGGGCAAGAAGGCCAACGAGGCCAAGAGUGCGUAA
Messenger RNA from Symbiodinium sp. CCMP2456, 1842 nucleotides. The record is from the annotation of a GenBank genome assembly. Lineage: Eukaryota; Dinophyceae; Suessiales; Symbiodiniaceae.